Messenger RNA from Pestalotiopsis fici W106-1, 3150 nucleotides. RefSeq lists its product as uncharacterized. The transcript has 6 exons. The coding region runs from base 1 to 3150 and encodes 1049 amino acids. The record is from RefSeq and is a predicted model, not a curated record. NCBI's taxonomy places the organism in Eukaryota, Fungi, Ascomycota, Sordariomycetes, Amphisphaeriales, Sporocadaceae.
AUGGGACAACUAAAAUCAAUCUCAACGCCAGCCGAGGCAGCUCAGGACUAUAUUAAUCGGAGACUUGUCCCAACAUGUGGAUAUGAUUGGCUUCCAUUCCUCACAGCACUAUUUGAACGCAACAAUUUUACAGGGGAAACUGGCGUGACGACUAGUGAAGGCAGUUCAGCAUACGAGAUCUAUGUUCCAGAAUGGACUCGGCCAGGAUUUAGGAAUGAUCGGGAACUUGUCUUGCCAGAUUGGGAAUUUAUAGAACGAUCAGAGCUUGAUGCGCCUAAAUCACUCCGUCCGGCUCUUCUACCGCAGGACAUUGACCAAACUCAUUCAGGCCAUGACCAGAAAUGGGGAGCUUACCUCGGCCAAUCUGAUAGCCAAAGUCGGCUAGAAUCAGCAAAUGGUGUUUCUCGUAAAGCCCGUCUUGCUUUACAAGUAAUUCUCGACAAUGCUAGUUCGGAGGAAAAGGACCGAAUGAUUGACUCGACGAGAGCGCGGGGAUUAAGACCCCUUUUCAAAGUUGAUAACACGGCGGCUAUUGCAAUCGAAGUACUCGAAGAGUGGAGGGUAACCAAAGAAAAGCCAUUAUGGAGCGAUAUGUCCAUGCAUCCGGAUAUGCAACAAAAUCUACGAACGACGGAUUUUUCAAAGCUACAAAAUCCGCAUAUUAAAAUGAAGGAACCCUAUGAAAAGUUAUUUACAAAUACCAAAGAAGAUGAAAACUGGCAACGGUUCUUGUUCAAGGGCUUGACAAUGGAUGAACUAAUCACGGAGGAUAUUCACACCAUGUCAGACUCGGUCACGCACAACCUGGACAUGAACCAACCGCUCCAUCCUUUACUCGAGAGAAACAAGUGGGAAGAUCCAUUCGCACGCACUUCUCAACACGAUAACCCGCGUUACUUCUAUGUAGGAAAUGGAGGCAAAAAGGAAUGGAAUGCAAGACGAAAUAACGAGGUUUGGGAAGCGCUACAGCCUUCCUUGCAAUUCGCAUCUCGUGUCCUGAAUCAAAACCCCAAAUUUUGGCAGGCGAUAAAAGAUCUCCGAACGAGACUGCCUAUUGACCCCAACCUGGAUCGUCGUGUGCUUCCGAGGACUAGAUGUUUGUGGAAAAUGGUCCCGGUUGACGAUGUAAACUCGGAAUAUAUUCCGGCACCCGUGGCUAGCCUUCAUCAAAAGCACUUUGAUUUUGUCGCUCAAGUUGAUCGGAUUCUGGAAAAUGGACUCCGUUUCCGAAUUGUUGACGGCCACAAUUAUCCACCACACAAUUCGAGAAACUUUCUUGAUAACAAGCAUGAUAGAACAUGGGAUCCUCAAAUCCGCGAGUUUUACGGGUUUACCGAGGCAGAAGAGCGGACUCCUGGGCAAUUUGAAAUCCUCCUCUCUGCACAAAUGAUCUGGCCACUCCUUGUCCCAGAAUAUCGCGCUUGUGAAAAGCUCUGCUGUCAUUUCAUGAUCGCUGUCACAAUCCUUCACGAAUUAAUGCAUGCUACCCACUUUGCAACUGCAUUCAUGUGCGGCGCGCUGGGCAAAAAGUACCCUCCUAACCAUUGUAGUCGCGUGUCCGAACUUCUUGAACAAGCCGGCGCUCAGCUUUUCGACAUGACUCACGCCGACGGUGAGCCGUUUUGGAAGAAUGACGCAUGGGCCGAGCUGGGAAGUGCUUUUGAGUACGAGACGUUUGGCAUGUUGACGUGUGCUCUGCCGGUCCCGGGAUUUACUUCUAGGAUGAUCACCUUGCAGCCCCUCUUCCUUGAGGGCUAUUCUUACCCUACAGUCUUUUGUGAUGACCACAGAUACCUGCCGGUUGCUAGACCCAUUAUCGAUUUCAGUCAACCCAUACGAAUAGACUGGCUUGCGACUCGAUUCGACCAGGGCUGGUGGGAUGAGCAAGUCGUAAGAUAUGGUCUGGACACGGCUGGCCGGAUGACAAACCCAGCAAACUCGUACUACACUCUCAUGGCAUAUGACUGGGCAGAUGAAGAAGUAUUGGCAGAAAUGAUGGGGGAGGAUAACUACGCCUUCAUGAAGACCGUUUGGACUCUGCUGCAUCGACGAGGGAUGCCUGUUUUGGCUGACUACUGUAAGGGUCUCAUCUGGUCAGCGGUCCCGCUCUUUGGUAUCAAGUCUCGUCUUCGUGCAGAAUAUCAGCAGCGGGUCGUUCACAACUUCUGGGGUAUCGAGGUUGACCCCAUGCCCAAAGCUAUGGAGGAGCUUCAGACUGCAGGCUGGCUUGGACUCAGAAUUCUGGAGUGUUGGAGUAACCGAAAUCAUGAAGAAGGGUUUCGAGAGUGGAAGGAAAAUAUCCCAGGACAGCGGAAUGCCUGCCGUAACCAAGACCUGAGUUCCUGGCGUAAGAAAAUGAACAAACACUUCGAAGAGUACUUCACUGAGCAUGGUGUGGUCCCGCAACACGUUGCCAAAAUACACCAUAUUUAUGUUAGGGAGUUUGGCAAGCUUGAACAGUAUAUUCAUGAGUACUUCAGGCAAGGACACCAAGAGUCCCGAUCUUAUCUUUGGCCUUCGGACGAAGGCCAGUCGAGCGACGAGUUCGAUUGGGUUGUCUUGACCCUAGCCGGGUAUAGGAAAACAGCAUCCGACAUUCGUGAUCUUGUCACCGGCAUCGGUCAGCACCCCGUGCUUCAGAACACGGAGGUGCCGCGUUGGACGAAUCCCUGGGCUGAGGUUUUUGAUGCUUUCUUCCAAACUGCGGAUCCCCUAUACGAGGGACUCAUGGCGGAUCGGAGACAGCAACUUCCAGCGGCAGACAUCCAUCACUUACUGAGUAAUAUCAAAGCUCCCUCCUCAAUCUGGCUCAGCAGAAGGCAACAAAUAAUGAAUCUGGCGCACCAACAGUACAGACUUGCUAGCGAAGAGAUUCGGGCCACGGUAGACGAGUUCGGUCGUCGGGCUGCCAUUUUCCAUGAGGGAUUUAGCUAUAGCUUUAACCAUGGGGGCACAAAACCAAGCGCGCAUCUGCGAGCGUCAGACCUGAGCCAAGAAAACCAAACACCAGCACCAUAUGCGAGAAUAGUUGACAUUAGUAACCUCAUAGCAGCCUACACGCCUUCAGCGCAUUCCGGAACGCUGCCCAGGUUCACAGGAGAACGGCCAUCUGCUUCAAACAUUGCCAAGAUGCUUUCUGCAACAACAUAG